This is a messenger RNA of Pezoporus flaviventris, 3222 nucleotides long. It is a transcript of the gene SINHCAF, whose product is annotated as SIN3-HDAC complex associated factor. The record is from RefSeq and is a predicted model, not a curated record. Gene Ontology annotation, biological process: negative regulation of cell migration. NCBI's taxonomy places the organism in Eukaryota, Metazoa, Chordata, Aves, Psittaciformes, Psittacidae. The coding region runs from base 308 to 976 and encodes 222 amino acids. The transcript has 6 exons.
GCCAUGGUCUAAGAGACAUCUUAGAAUGGUCCCUGCCUGUGUUAUGCGACAGAUGCUGUGUGGCAUGUGAGGACUUGCUGUGUGUCCAGGCUCAGUGCCAGGAAAGCACCAGCUUUUCUUGGUUUUUGAAACGCUGUGGGAGCUCUGUUUGCUCUGACAGCUUCUUGUGCCAUGUCAGACUGUGUCUGCGCUGGGAAGUAACUGAUGCUUGGGGAGAACCAAUUUGGUGCUGGGGACACAGGAUCAUAGAAUCAUGUGUUGAAGGGGUCUUUGUCAUGAUGGCUGCAGCUACAGCUGGGAGGAAAAGAUGUUUGGCUUUCACAAACCGAAGAUGUAUCGGAGUAUAGAGGGCUGCUGUAUUUGCAGAGCUAAGUCUUCAAGUUCUCGUUUUACUGACAGCAAGCGUUACGAAAAGGAUUUCCAGAAUUGUUUUGGGCUCCACGAGGCCCGCUCAGGAGACAUUUGCAAUGCCUGUGUCCUUUUGGUGAAAAGAUGGAAAAAACUGCCAGCAGGAUCCAAAAAAAACUGGAAUCACGUGGUAGAUGCCAGGGCUGGACCCAGUCUUAAAACAACAUUGAAACCAAAGAAAAUGAAAACCCUCUCUGGAAGCAGAAUAAAGAGCAAUCAAAUCAGCAAACUGCAGAAGGAAUUCAAGCGGCACAAUUCUGAUGCCCACAGCACCACUUCAAGUGCCUCUCCAGCUCAGUCACCCUGUUACAGUAACCAGUCUGAUGAUGGUUCUGACACAGAGAUGAGCGCUGGGUCCAGUAGAACACCAGUUUUCUCCUUUUUAGAUCUCACAUAUUGGAAAAGGCAAAAAGUCUGCUGUGGAAUUAUUUACAAAGGGCGUUUUGGGGAAGUUCUCAUAGACACUCAUCUCUUCAAACCUUGCUGUAGCAAUAAAAAGUCCACCACUGAAAAGCCAGAACAAGAAGGACCGCAAUCUCCAGCAAUCUCUACCCAGGAGGAGUGGUGACUUCCUUGGAUAGCUGCAGAAGGUUAUACAGAUCCUCUUUUUCUCUGGAAAAAUACUAGAAAAGUGACUUGACUUUGGACACCUGCUAUGCUGCCAAAAGACUAUUCCCUAGAACUGUUUUUUUGGGUUUUAGUGCUACAAUUCCACAAACUCUGAAGCCAGUUUAUAUCCUUUCAGAAAGACUGUAUAUAAUAUUUAAGAUUCUAUGGAACACUUAGCAAAGCUGAAUGCUGCUGCAAGGUUGUCGAAUCUUUUCUCCCCUUCUUCCCCCUUGCUUCACUAGUGAAUUUGAGGGUGGGGUUUUGUAUAUUGAAAGUAUAUGUAGUUCGUGUUCCUGUAUUGACAGAAGCAGUGGUUGUAAGGCUUUUUUUUUUAAGUUUGUUGGUAACCUCCCUUAAACCCCCAAGAAAAUAUUUCAUUCUUAGACAUGAAUGAGUCAAUGAGAUGAGCUAAUACAUAGAAAUGAUAUGUCACCUCUCUAGCUAUAUAAAUAUAUAUUUUUAAAGGUGUGGAGAUCUCGCCCUAUACUACUGACGUAACAAAGACAAUUAUUUCAUCCCCCCUAUGUGACAGACUGGCAAACUGCAGACAUCUCUACUACAAAUGGUAGCUAUCUGAGAAGGCCCCCAACAUAAAGUGCCCUUCAAGAAGGGGUGGGAGGGAGAUUUACCCAAGUCCUAAACAUAGUGAGAUGGGAGGCUACUUUGGUUUAACCCAGUGGCAAACACCCUGGGCUUCAUAUUGUAACUGACUGGCAAUUAGAGGUGGACCAAGAAAACAUCUUGAUGCCCAAGUUAGGUAUAAGUGAUGGCCAAAACUUAAUAACUGCUAUCUGCUGGCCCAGUGCAGCUGAAAUGUGUCCACAGAUCAGACUUUCUGCUGGUUUGUGACCUGACACAAGAACCAGACCCCUUGAUAAGCAAAUCAGGUUCUGGUCCACAAUCUGAGUGCAGCUUGGGGUCUGGAUUCAUGAUUGCUGUUUUGGAACACUUCCCCUGCAGUGCUUCUUUGUGUUUGGAUUUGGGGUUUGUUUUUUUGUUUGUUUGUUUGUUUAAACAGAUCAAUUCUUUUGUGAAUGCAGAGUAUGAAAAGUUGUGUUAAGAAUGGUGCUGUGCUGAAUCGAGGCAGCUCUGUUUGCAUAUGUGAUCAAAAGGUAGUAUUUCUUACAUGGUUCCCAGACAAAGUUGUGUGCCAUCCAUUGUGACACACCUUCAAACUCCAUUUUGCCUGUAGGGUGGAAGCAGCUUCCUGAAGAGUGUGCUGCAGAUUUAGCUCCCAAUUGCUUUAUGUUCUUUUUAUGAAGGUUUAAUUUGUAUAAGCUGGGAAUUCUGCUUUUUCAUUUGUUUGCUUCUGUUUUGGGGGGAGGGGGGAUUUUCCUUACUGUUAAUCUCUUGGGAUAUUCUACGAUGGAUUGUUACAGGCUUCCCUUUCUGCGAGAGUCAUCAGCAUAAUACUGUGGUGGGUAGGGCUUAGGACUGGAUUUCCAUGUAGUCUCGCUUCCUGAAAUGGGAAUGAUUAUCAAAUUAAAACAUAGGUAGGGAAAGAUGUGCAGGUUUAAAGAGAAGCCUCUACCCUCAAAGCUUGUUUCUUCCUUAAUUUUCCCUCUCUUUCUGUUGGGUAAGCCAACCUCAGGAGAGAAAGGACAACUAGGAUAAGCAGGGUUUUGACAUAUCGCAGCCUUACAGCUUUCAUUGGCCUUUGCUUUUCCUAAGCUCCCUGAGAUUCUGAAGGGAGGAGAAAGCUGCCUGCCUUGCUUUCAUCUGCAACCAAAUAGAACCAUUCAGGUUGGAAAAUACCUGUAAUACCAUCAAGUCCAACCAUGGAUAUAAUGGCUACUUGCUUGAACAAUGGCUUAACUGGGUUGGUUGUGUUUAUUAGGGGCUUGAGCAAGAGUUCUAGCUGUUUUUUGCAGACACCUGCUUUCAUUUCAGUUUGUCUUCUCAGCAUCAGUAAUUCCAUACACCUAAGGCUGCAGUGUUGGUGGUAGGAUGUGCUCUGAUAUGGAUCAUCUCUUCUGUAUUUAUUUAUUUAUUGCUAGAUUUCAAUCACCAACUGCUUCCCCUACUCCCUCCCACCUCUUCCAUUCCUGGUAGUAAUGCAAACAUGAACUGUAUGUAGUCAUGCACUUUGUAUUAAUGUAUUAGAAAUCUAUGGAACCUGUUUUGUACUUUUAUACUGUUCAGACACCUGUAAUCCAAACUUUUUUUUACUAGGUUAAUGAAUAAAUUUAGACUUAUUUAGAAAAU